Molecule: messenger RNA, 1334 nt
Organism: Lipotes vexillifer (Yangtze River dolphin)
Lineage: Eukaryota; Metazoa; Chordata; Mammalia; Artiodactyla; Lipotidae
Gene: STOML2
Product: stomatin like 2
Exons: 10
Coding region: 138-1055 (305 amino acids)
Biological process (GO): mitochondrion organization
Cellular component (GO): membrane; mitochondrion
Source: RefSeq, a predicted model, not a curated record
GGAGUGGAAAUACGGGAGGAAAGGCUCAGGGCUCCGUGCAGGCUUCUGGCCGCGCUGCGCGCCGCGCCUCCUCUGGAUUGCCCCGAAACACCGUGGUGCUGUUUGUGCCGCAGCAGGAGGCUUGGGUGGUGGAGCGAAUGGGCCGAUUCCACCGCAUCCUGGAGCCUGGCUUGAAUAUCCUCAUCCCUGUGUUAGACCGGAUCCGAUAUGUGCAGAGUCUCAAGGAAAUUGUCAUCAACGUGCCUGAGCAGUCUGCCGUGACUCUUGACAACGUAACUCUGCAAAUCGAUGGAGUCCUUUACCUGCGCAUCAUGGACCCUUACAAGGCAAGCUAUGGUGUGGAGGACCCUGAGUAUGCUGUCACCCAGCUAGCUCAGACAACCAUGAGAUCAGAGCUCGGCAAACUCUCUCUGGACAAAGUCUUCCGGGAGCGGGAGUCCCUGAAUGCUAACAUCGUGGAUGCUAUCAACCAGGCUGCCGACUGCUGGGGCAUCCGCUGCCUCCGUUAUGAGAUCAAGGAUAUCCAUGUGCCACCCCGGGUGAAAGAGUCCAUGCAGAUGCAGGUGGAGGCAGAGCGGCGGAAACGGGCCACAGUUCUAGAGUCUGAGGGGACUCGAGAGUCGGCCAUCAACGUGGCAGAGGGGAAGAAGCAGGCACAGAUCCUGGCCUCUGAGGCAGAAAAGGCUGAACAAAUAAAUCAGGCAGCAGGAGAGGCCAGUGCAGUUCUGGCCAAGGCAAAAGCUAAAGCUGAAGCUAUUCGCGUCCUGGCUGCAGCUCUGACACAACAUAAUGGAGAUGCAGCAGCCUCACUGACUGUGGCUGAGCAGUAUGUCAGCGCAUUCUCUAAACUGGCGAAGGACUCCAACACUAUCCUGCUGCCCUCCAACCCUGGCGACGUCACCAGUAUGGUGGCUCAGGCCAUGGGUGUGUAUGGGGCCCUCACCAAAGCCCCGGUGCCAGGAGCCCAGGACUCAGUCUCCAGCAGGAGCAGCAGAGAUGUCCAGAGCACAGAUGCAAGGCUUGAUGAGGAACUUGAUCGAGUCAAGCUGAGUUAAUGGAGCUGGGCUUGGUCAGGGAGGCUGGGGACAGGGAAGCAGCACUCCCAGAUUCUGGCUCUAGCCUCCCUGCCAAGAUUUUGGUUAUUAUUUUUUUAUUUGAACUUUAAUCACGUAAUAAACUCACCAAUGGCAAACCAAAACUGUCCUCUUUGAUUGGGGAAUGAAGUUGGGAGAGUCACUGGUGUUCUCCUUGGAUGACCACUGCCACCUCCAGUCCUGUCGGGUCUUGGGAACUGAUUCCUCCAUGAGCAAGAUUAAAUGUCAUGUAAAGUGAAA